Molecule: messenger RNA, 3560 nt
Organism: Danio rerio (zebrafish)
Lineage: Eukaryota; Metazoa; Chordata; Actinopteri; Cypriniformes; Danionidae
Gene: pum1
Product: pumilio RNA-binding family member 1
Biological process (GO): post-transcriptional regulation of gene expression
Cellular component (GO): P-body
Molecular function (GO): RNA binding
Source: RefSeq, marked validated
CUUGCAUCGAGCCGCCAUGUUGUUGGUGUGAAAGCCAGAGAGCUGCAGCGACCCGGGGCUGAAAUCCGUCACCAUCCGCAUCCUCCACCUUCUCUGGUGGAAUGAGCGUAGCGUGUGUGUUGAAGAGGAAAGCUGUGCUCUGGCAGGAUUCGUUCAGCCCCCACCUGAGACUGCCUCCCCCUGACAGGCCAUUACCCAGCAUGCCUGUGGUGCUGAGUGCUGCGGGCCACACCCCUCAACCCGGCCCUUCUCCUCAGGCCCCUGCCCCGACACAGGGAGCCGGACGAUCGCAAGAUGACGCAAUGGUGGAUUAUUUCUUUCAGCGGCAGCACGGGGACCAGCCCGGAUACAACAACUGCAAACACCGCUGGCCGACCGGCGACAAUAUUCAUGCAGACAACCAGGUACGAUCCAUGGAUGAGCUAAAUCAUGACUUCCAGGCACUGGCACUGGAGGGUCGGGCCAUGGGAGAGCAGCUCCUUACUGGGAAGAAGUUUUGGGAAACUGAUGAUUCAGGGAAAGAUGGACCAAAAGGGAUCUUUCUGGACCAGUGGAGAGACAGCGCUUGGGGAGCCUCUGAUCACUCAGUGUCUCAGCCAAUCAUGGUGCAGCGCCGACCGGGUCAGGGCUUCCACGGAGUGGGAGAGGCGGGAUCUGUGCUGUCGCCGCGGUCCGAGAGCGGUGGGUUAGGGGUUUCCAUGGUGGAGUAUGUGCUCAGCUCCUCACCUGCUGAGAAGAUGGACUCGUGUCUGCGCAAAGGAGCCUAUGGUCCAAGAGAUUCAGAGGCUGAUGACCCUGAGAAAAGGGUGGAACAAAAACCCAAGACAACGUUUGACCCCGAACGAAAGGAACUGAAGGAGACCGAACCAGAUGUUUUGGAUAAUCCUAAUGGACUGCCCAAUCAGAAUGGACUUGAUGUGGAUGUUAAAGAUUUUAGUCGGACCCCUGGAAAUUGCCCUCCAACUGGUCAAGAGGUGGAGUUGGGAGGACCAGAGAUGGUAGGAGGUGCAGGGCCGAAACCAGCCGAGGAGUUUUCAAAUGUUGAAACCCAAAAUGUGACCCUGGACCCCAUGGAGUCAGUGUCUAUGGAGACUUUGCAGUUCGAGUACCCUGGAGGACAGUUGCCGCUUGACUCCACAGCUGCUACCGUCGGCCUGUUUGACUACAACUCCCCUCAGCAGCUGUUCCAGAGACCCAAUGCUCUGGCAGUCCAGCAGCUGACCGCAGCCCAGCAGCAGCAGUACGCGCUCGCCGCAGCCCAACAGCCACACAUUGGUUUGGCUCCAGCUGCAUUUGUACCGAAUCCGUACAUCAUCAGCGCUGCUCCGCCCGGCACCGACCCGUAUGCUGCAGGACUCGCUGCUGCCGCCACUCUAGGCCCAGCGGUGAUGCCCCCUCAGUACUAUGGAGUGACUCCAUGGGGAGUGUAUCCUGCCAACCUGUUCCAGCAGCAGGCUGCCACGCCAUCCAACUCGGCCAACCAGCAGUCAGCAGCGCAGAACCAGCAGAACCAACAGCAGGUGAUGCGUGCAGGUGGAAACCAGCGACCUCUCACUCCAAGUCAAGGACAGCAGGGUCAGCAGACGGAGCAGCUCGUAGCGGCAGCAGCUGUGAACUCGGCAUUGGCUUUUGGGCAGGGUCUGGCAGCAGGUGUACCAGGUUAUCCAGUGUUGGCUCCUGCUGCAUAUUAUGACCAGACAGGUGCACUUGUGGUGAAUACAGGAGCUCGUGGAGGACCCGUUCGACUUAUGGCCCCCGCAUCAGUAAUCAUCAGCCCAUCAGCCGCAGUGGCUGCUGCCGCCGCUUCAGCAGGAGGGGCGAAUGCAGGUCUCGGUGGUGGAGCCAGCGGUGCGUUUCGUGCAUUGAGUUCCCAGCAGGCUCCUGGGCAGCAAGGGAGCGGGGCUUUGGGAGGAAGCUCUUUUUAUGGGAGCGGAUCUCCGAGCUCCUCUUCACAGAGCUCCUCCCUGUUCUCCCAAGGCUCCGCUCAGCCGGGAAACACCUCACUCGGAUUCAAUGCCAACCCAACAUCAUCUCUCGGAGCCACGCUUGGAGCAGCACUCGGGGGUUUUGGCACGGCAGUGGCUAAUUCCAGUUCCAGCGGGUCUCGUCGGGAUUCUCUGACGGGCAGCUCUGAUCUGUACAAGCGGACAGCCAGCAGCCUCACUCCUAUUGGCCAUGGAGCCUUUUACAACGGCCUCAGCUUUAGCUCCUCCCCUGGUCCGGUUGGCAUGCCGCUUCCAAACCAAGGCCCCUCCCACUCUCUCACCCCACCACCCUCGCUCUCAACUCAUGGAUCCUCAAGCAGUCUUAAUCUUGGUGGACUGACCAAUGGCAGUGGGCGCUUCAUCUCAGCAGCUCCUGGAGCGGAGGCGAAGUACCGCAGCGCCACCACCGGCUCGUCUCUCUUCAGUCCCAGCAGUCAGCUCUUCCCCUCGUCACGGCUGCGCUACGGGAUGUCUGACGUGAUGCCGUCGGGACGCAGCCGUCUGCUGGAGGACUUCAGAAACAACCGCUACCCCAACCUGCAGCUGAGAGAGAUCGCAGGACACGUCAUGGAGUUCUCUCAGGACCAGCACGGCUCCAGGUUUAUUCAGCUGAAAUUGGAGAGAGCAAGUCCUGCAGAGCGUCAGCUGGUCUUCAAUGAGAUCCUGCAGGCCGCCUACCAGCUCAUGGUUGAUGUGUUUGGAAAUUAUGUCAUCCAGAAGUUCUUUGAGUUUGGCAGUCUGGACCAGAAGCUGGCGCUGGCCGAGCGGAUUCGUGGUCAUGUGUUAUCCCUGGCGCUGCAGAUGUACGGCUGCAGAGUCAUUCAGAAAGCCCUGGAGUUCAUCCCCUCCGACCAGCAAGUCAUUAAUGAGAUGGUUCGGGAGCUCGACGGACACGUGUUAAAGUGUGUGAAGGAUCAAAACGGCAAUCAUGUGGUGCAGAAAUGCAUUGAGUGUGUUCAGCCUCAUGCUCUUCAGUUCAUCAUUGAUGCCUUCAAAGGACAGGUGUUUGCUCUGUCCACACACCCAUAUGGCUGUCGGGUGAUCCAGCGUAUUCUGGAGCACUGCCUGCCCGAGCAGACUUUAUCCAUCCUGGAGGAAAUCCAUCAGCACACCGAGCAGCUGGUGCAGGAUCAGUAUGGGAAUUAUGUAAUCCAGCACGUGUUGGAGCACGGCCGCGCUGAGGACAAGAGCAAGAUUGUAUCUGAAAUCCGAGGAAAUGUUUUGGGGCUCAGCCAGCAUAAGUUUGCCAGUAAUGUGGUGGAGAAGUGUGUGACCCACUCUCUGCGUGCCGAACGGGCCAUGCUGAUCGAUGAGGUGUGCAGUAUGGCGGACGGGCCACACAGUGCCUUAUACACCAUGAUGAAGGACCAGUACGCAAACUAUGUUGUGCAGAAGAUGAUCGAUGUGGCCGAGCCAACACAACGAAAGAUUGUAAUGCACAAGAUCCGGCCCCAUAUUGCGACGCUGAGGAAGUACACGUACGGAAAGCACAUUUUGGCCAAGCUGGAGAAGUACUACAUGAAGAACGGUGUUGACCUGGGCCCGCUCUGCGCUCCUCCCAAUGGCAUCAUGUAA